ACACCUGUCGUGAGGCAACUGUCAAAAUCACCACUCAAAGUUCAAACCACAGUGCUGCAUACAUUAGUGGUAAAGCAGUAGAUGGUUGUAAAAAACAAACCUUCGACAGCGACAAUUGUUGUUCACAUACAUAUCCAUUUAUAAAGGAGGCAUGGUGGCAAGUAGAUCUAGAUGGACUGAUCGUUAUGGAAUACGUCAAAAUAUACUACAGAGAUCAAGUGUAUCAGCAACGACAACGAUUUGGUGGUUAUCAAGUAUACCAGUCGAACACGUCGGAUUGGCGGAACGGUCACCUUUGUCAUAUAGACACAACAUCAACGUCGGCCGCGUUGUCAUUGACUCCUGAGAUCAAUUGUACAGGUAGCGCCCAGUACUUGACAAUAUACAGCGACAGACGGUCAGGAGGUCUAUGGUGGUACUCUGAAAACGCUAUUCUGGAGCUUUGUGAGGUAGAAGUCUACGGUUGUCCGCUUGGGAAAUAUGGUGAUGGUAAUUGUGAUUCAAAUUGUGGUGUAGGCUGUGCCAAUAGCCUGUGUGAUCCAGUGACCGGAAGAUGUGCAUACUGUGCAGUUGGAUACUAUAGGCCUGGAUCUUUAUGUGUAGAAUGCCCCCCUAAUUGUUAUGAUAGCAUAUGUAAUGCAGAAUCCGGUGUUUGUUCUGCGUGUACUCCCGGGUAUUAUGGCAACCAUUGUAAUCAGACUUGUCUGUUCAACUGUAAAGACAACCGAUGUAUGCAAAGCAAUGGAGAGUGUGAAGACUGUGAGGAUGGAUUCUUCGGAUCGUCCUGUGAUAACUGCUCUGUCGGUUGUCCCAAUCGUGUUUGUGACAAAAUAUCCGGAAAUUGUAGUCCAUGCAGACCUGGAUAUUUUGGUGUUACCUGUAACACAAGCUGCCCGUCCAAUUGUAAAGGCGAUGUAUGUAAUCAGACCAGUGGGAUAUGUACAGAAUGUGCACCCGAUUUUUAUGGCAUUUACUGUCAGCAGAUUUGUCCGGCAAACUGCCGAGACUCGCUAUGUGCCAGAGGUAGCGGGGAUUGUUCAGCAUGUGAGCCUGGUUUCUUUGGACUAAAUUGUAAUAUGACAUGUUCUGGUCAUUGUGAAUGCCAACAGAACAACGGAACGUGCAUAGCUUGUACGGGUGGAUAUUUUGGACUUAACUGUGAAGAGAAAUGUGGGCAGUGCAGUGCUGAGUCAUGCAGUAGGUCUUAUGGGUUAUGCUUCUGUAGCGACAAGACACACGGAACAUGCGGGUGUAAACAUGGCUGGGAAGGAGAGAAGUGCACUACACAGAAGGUAAUGAAAGUCUCAUACGACCAAACAGGAACGUACGCUGGUGCUGGUGUUGGAGUAGUGAUUGUUCUUGUUCUUGUUGUUAUAGCAACUGUCAUCAUCCUUAGAAGGAAACGAUUUUCAAAACACAAAAAAGAAAAUCAACGUGAAUACAGAGGCAAGACGUUUACAAAUGUAGAGUCUUUACCAAUCCCGUUUGAAACGUCAGACACGCAAACAAGUAGUGGAGGUAAUUGUGUAGAUAUAAGUUACCACGUAUUAAUGUCAUAAUCAAGUAAGGUGUUAUCUGCAUCACUGUUGUUUUAUGUAAAUGUC
This is a messenger RNA of Mizuhopecten yessoensis (Yesso scallop), 1604 nucleotides long. Its product is annotated as multiple epidermal growth factor-like domains protein 10. The record is from RefSeq and is a predicted model, not a curated record. The transcript is spliced from 12 exons. The coding region runs from base 186 to 1559 and encodes 457 amino acids. Lineage: Eukaryota; Metazoa; Mollusca; Bivalvia; Pectinida; Pectinidae. Gene Ontology annotation, molecular function: scavenger receptor activity.